AGUAUAUACAUAGGUGGGAAGAUGGUCAUGUUCAAGUCUCCAGCAACAAAGUCCCUGGAAUCAGAUGCGUUCCUGAAGAAAACAUUAAAACUAAACAACAGGGACAUCAUUGGCUCUGGAGGCCAUGGGACUGUUUACAAACUUGCACUAAGUGACUCCUUGACAUUUGCUGUGAAACGACUGAACAGAGGAAGUGCUGAAAGAGAUCAAGGAUUCGAGAGAGAAUUGGAAGCGAUGGGAGACAUAAAGCAUCGGAAUAUCGUCACGCUUCACGGAUACUACACUGCUCCUCACUAUAAUCUCCUUAUAUAUGAGCUAAUGCCUAAUGGAAGUUUGUAUGAAUAUCUACAUGGAAGAUCGAAGGAGAAGGUUUUGGAUUGGCCAUCACGGUAUAAAAUAGCAGUAGGUGCAGCGAGAGGCAUAUCGUACCUUCAUCACGACUGCAUCCCGCACAUCAUACAUAGAGAUAUCAAGUCGAGCAACAUAUUGUUGGAUCAAAACAUGGACGCUCAAGUGUCCGACUUUGGAUUGGCAACUCUGAUGGAACCCAACAAGACUCAUGUAUCGACUAUUGUGGCAGGCACAUUUGGGUACUUGGCUCCAGAAUACUUCGAUACGGGACGAGCAACGACAAAAGGAGAUGUCUACAGUUUUGGUGUAGUACUACUCGAGCUCUUAACAGGGAAAAAACCGACUGAUGAAGCAUUUAUGGAAGAGGGAACUAAACUUGUGACAUGGGUGAAAACAGUUGUUCAGGAGAAAAGGGAAGAAUAUGUACUUGACAGAAGUUUGAGCUCUUUUCCAGUCGACGAGGUUAAUGUCGUAUUUAGCAUUGCACUGAAGUGCCUUGAACCAGAACCUGCUCGGCGACCGACAAUGGCAGAGGUCGUCAAAGUGCUUGAGCAGCUAAAGUCAAGUAGCAUUGUAACAGAUUCUUGAGUAGGUUCCUUCUCUAAAAUGUAUUAUACACUUAUUGUGAUCUCGCAUUUGUAAUUUGUUUGGUGGAACCUUAUCCAAAUGUUCAUUCAAACUAA
This is a messenger RNA of Cucurbita pepo subsp. pepo (vegetable marrow), 1034 nucleotides long. The record is from RefSeq and is a predicted model, not a curated record. NCBI's taxonomy places the organism in Eukaryota, Viridiplantae, Streptophyta, Magnoliopsida, Cucurbitales, Cucurbitaceae.